UAUCUCGGUGUUCCGGGUAUCCUGAGGCCCGGUGUCCCGGCGCCCUGAUGCUUCUAGUCGCGCAGUGUCCUAGUGCCCAGUGUCCUGUGUCCCUGGUGUCCGGGUAUUCCGGACUGCCGGCACCCCAGUAUCCCGCUGUGUCCGCGUACCCCGGUGCCCCGCCACCCUGGUGUUCCUAGUCGCCCAGUGUUCCGUGUCCCUACUGGCCCGGAGCCUCAGCCCCGCUGUCCCUGGCCGUGUCGCAGCAGCACGGCGCAUGCGUGCCGGCAUGCUGCGCAUGCGCAUGGCGCGCCCCACGCGGAGAAGCGGUCCCGCGGAGCGCCAGCAGGGGGCGGUGCCCGAGGCCGCUGCCUGCCCUCGCGCCUUACCGCGGCCUGUCGCAACCUGCGGUGGGCGGACGCGGUGCCGGUGGCUGGGACAUGGCGUCGCGUGGGGGGGGUCGGUCUCGGAACCGGACUCCUCCUGGCAGGAAGGAAAAGACUUUUGAACAACCCUCUUCAACAAUUGUAGAAGAGCCUGAGCCUGAGCCUGAGCCUGUUCCAUAUGUUCUGCAAGGAGAGGACAUCCAGGCACUUGAAAUUAGGGCGGAGGACCUGGAGAAACUUCAUGCUCCACGCCUUGCCCAUGAUGCUGGGAGAAUUCCAGUUCGGAAGAAUUACCUUGUCCGAAAAUAUCGACCCAAGGAGGUGGCACAUCUUGUAGCACAUCCUGUUCCCCCCAAGGCACCCAGGGGACCACUGACUUUUCCUGGAUCAAGACAGUUUGAUGAUGGCUGUGAAGAGAUCCUCCCUCAUCACAUUUUGGGAAGUCUCCAGGAGUUAAGGAUGGAAGCCUUGGCCAAAAGAAACACUCAGCUAGCAGAUGCUAUUAAGGUUCCUCAUCCAGAUGUUAUUGCAGCAGCUUUAGAAGAGGAACAUGGAGGAGAGGAGAAAGAAAAGGCACAUCAGGCCCAACUAGCAGAGCACAAAGCUUUCCAGAACUGGAGCCGUCAUAUGGCAAUGAGGAAAAAGCAGGAGAAACACCUAGGAGAAAUUCUUCACAGGCCAGAGAAUGAAUUGCUGAUGAACACGUCAGACAAUUACAGGCAAAUGCAGGAAGAACGUGACCUCAUUGACCGGACUCUCCCUGCCCUGUUUCCUGGAAAGGGACAUCGAGUGGGAAGCGAGUUCUGGAGCCUUCCUGAGCAAAUUGGGGAUGAACUCACCGGGCUGACUCUGACCCUGACCCGGACAGAAUGUGGGCACCCAGAACCACUCACUCAUGUGGGGAAACCCCGAGCUGUCCAGAGGGAAACAGGUCUGAAGUCUCCAAAGAAGAUUCCUUGCCACCUAAACUGGGAUAAGAGUCUUUUCCUGAAACAUCGACGGCAGGAGCUAAAAUCUCUCCUGGAGGAGCUGGGCUUUUAUAAGCCGGAUCUGGAAGGACUGGAGGUGAUUGGGAAAGGGCAGCCUUUCACAUCUGUCUCAGCUAAGGCUUUUCUACAUACCGCCAUUUCUGAAGAGAUUGAGAUCAUCAGUGACCCCUUAGGUGACUCCUUUACUGAGGUUCCAGAAGAAGCUGAAAAUGUUCCAUCUUUAGUUUUCUGUGGCGAGCCUGCUCGUUGGAUCAAGGGCAUCACUGCUUGCAGGAAGGAAAUUGGUAUUGCUGCCCGGCUCACCUUUGAGACUCUGGCUAGUGAGAAGGCUGAAAGCUUCCUGACAGUGACCAAUGAUGGCAGAGCUUCCAUUUGGUACAACUGGAUGAGGCUUCCCCAGCAGAUCCCCUCCAGAGAAACCAAGGGGAGGAGAGUGCCCUGCUUUUACUUUGAUACCAGACCAGGUGUAAUUUUGCCUGGAGAAACUAGGAGGUUUUCUUUUAUUUUCAAGUCGGAGAGAGCAGGCAUUUUCAGUGAGCCCUGGGAAUUUAAGACACAUCCCCUGUUAUUAGGAGGAGCUCUGCUUCAGGUGACCCUUUGGGGAAUUGCUGUGUAUGAGGAUAAAUUGGCUGACUUCAGAGAGAAAUUGGAGAGUGAGCUGGCUGCUCGAGAAGGUGCUUCUAUAGUGAAAGAAAGCCUGAAUGAACUUCUUGACCAAAUUCGGACACCCGAGCGCACCCCUUCUCCUGUGGAUGCCUGUGUCACAGAGGAAGAGCUGUUCCACAGGAAAAAUCCCAAGUUGCAUUAUCAGCAUCAAGUGGUAAAGCAGCUGCAUAAACUGUGGAGACAGCACCUGGCUGUGCCUCCAGUCUUGGAGGAGGAAGUGCCCUUGGACCAGAGGAGCACUGCAGAGGACAUGGAGUACCAGGAAAGCACCUUGGAGCUUCCCUCCGUCCGGAGCAGCACCACUGAGCUCCCAUGUGGGAAGUACACAUUAGAGGACAUUCCAAGGAAAAAGUGCACUGAGGAGGAAGAAGCAGGUCCUUCAGGAUGGAACCUUUCCCUUGAGGACUUUAAACAGGCUAUAAUGUCAAUCUCCGGGGAGGAGCAGCAGGAAGAAGCACUGACCCAGCUCAGUAAGGCAGCUCUGGAGCUGUGUGUUGAACAGAGGCCAACUCAGUUAGACCUUCUGUAUCCACUCUGGUGGGUUACCUUUUCCAGGUGAAAACAUUGUGUGAUCAACAGCCUCAGCAAGCUCUCUUGCAAGUGAUGUGAUUCAGAGUGCACGUAAUUAUAGGAGGUUUAGAAGUCAUCUUUACACUCUGGUUUUUUAUAGCUUAAUUGUAGCAGCUGUCUAUGACCCAAAUACCUUUUUUUUUUUUUUUCCGGGAGGUAAGUUUAGAAUAUUAAAUGCAUGUAAUUUUGGAGAGUGUACAAGAUUAUUUCUGGCAAGACUAUUCCAGUCUGUAUUUAUGAAACCUUUGGGUAUUUUCUGUACCCUUUUGCUCAGAUAACUGUCUUCUCCCUCAUACAGUCUCUCUGUUCUUUGCUCAGGCUUUCAGACUAUAAACAUAUCAACAGCUUUGAGUUGCUUCUAAAUUAGAAGGAUGCAGGUAAACACAGAGCAGGUAGAUUUACCAAUGUGUGUCAUGUUGAAGAGCAGACCUAGUUUCACAGUAAUAUUUAUGGGUUCCUGGGAGCCUGUUGAUUUGCAAACCAUUGAGACUUCGGAGGGCUCUAAUGUGAGGAAAGCAAUUUAGCAUCCCCCUGCACAGAAACUUAGACAGUGGGUGCUGUUUUGUUCGUUUAGUUGCACAGGGCAGCUGUCAGCUAUAAGGUGCCUUCACUUCUGGGCACAGGGUCAAACAAAGUGGCAGUUGCUGCACUGUCUCCCUUCUGAUCCUGAUCAUUUUCUCAGCCUCCAGCUGUGGCGUGGAGCAGUUGAUGACUUGGUGAGUCACUCUCUGAGGCUGAGAUCCGUGCUUGGUUUGAUUAAGAAGGACAUCUAUGCAGAAGCUGUUCUAGAGGAAACAGAGGAAGUAAAGCAAGGAGGAGUAAAAAAAGGAGGAAAGGAAGACAAAAUAGCUACUAAGAAAGAAGAGAAAAAGGAUAAAGAAGGCAAAAAAAGUAGAGGGCCAUCAGGAAAGGAGAAA
This is a messenger RNA of Haemorhous mexicanus (house finch), 3507 nucleotides long. It is a transcript of the gene MYCBPAP, whose product is annotated as MYCBP associated protein. Lineage: Eukaryota; Metazoa; Chordata; Aves; Passeriformes; Fringillidae. The record is from RefSeq and is a predicted model, not a curated record. The coding region runs from base 420 to 2579 and encodes 719 amino acids. The transcript has 16 exons.